Erythranthe guttata (spotted monkey flower) is the source of this 852-nucleotide messenger RNA. RefSeq lists its product as uncharacterized. The record is from RefSeq and is a predicted model, not a curated record. Lineage: Eukaryota; Viridiplantae; Streptophyta; Magnoliopsida; Lamiales; Phrymaceae. Gene Ontology annotation, cellular component: endoplasmic reticulum membrane. Gene Ontology annotation, biological process: vacuolar proton-transporting V-type ATPase complex assembly.
GAGAGAGAGAGAGAAGAACACGUUAGAGAAUAUUAGACGUACUUUUUAACCUUAUUAUUCAGUUCUUGUUGAGAAUUCACUGCUUCUAUUCGAUUGCUUCAAUUCUUGGCGACUCAUUAGUCAGUACCCCAAAUUCUAACCAACUAAAAUCGAUUGCAGGCACAAAGUAGAUCUUGGGAGGAAGAGGGGCGAUAAUAUCUAACCGAAUUCCAAUUGAAUUUUAACUUUUCAUACGCUUGAGGAGCAGCUAUGAUGGGGGUGGUAAGCAAAUUCUUCAUUGCAUCCAUGCUUAUGUGGGUAGCUCCUGUUGCAAUUUUAUAUGGAUUCAACCACAAUUUAUUCCCUGGUUGCAGUGGAUUGUCCCCUGAGGCGAUGACAGUGUGGAGUGGAAUCCUGGCGGUGAUAUCUGUGAAUGUAGUUAUAGUAUUCUACAUUUACUCAGCCAUGAAGGAGCCCUCAGACAAACAUGUACCGGAUCCUAAAUUCUUAGCAGAUGCAAAGGCUAGCAUAAAGCAGCCUGUUCCAACUGAACUCGACUCCUCAUCGGAUCGUUCAAAACAAGAAUAGUUGUGAUGUUAACUAAACACUAUUCCGUGGGCUGUAAAGAACGAAAUUGAUAAUGAGCAUAAGCCCCUCCUCACAUGAGCAUAUGGAUCUCCUAUAUUUUCGCCUUUCUUAAAAGUCAUACUUCACUUCGAGGAAGUUUUGAUUGGAGAGUUUGUGAUAGAGCACAACGUAGGUACAUUGUGUAGAAUUUGGUGUCAGUUUUCCUUUUCAAGAAUUUUGAUUGAUUAUUAUUGGUGUUAAAAAACCCAUCUUUUUAUUUUAUUGUUUACUAAUCUCAUUAAUUUA